Molecule: messenger RNA, 1026 nt
Organism: Microthlaspi erraticum
Lineage: Eukaryota; Viridiplantae; Streptophyta; Magnoliopsida; Brassicales; Brassicaceae
Source: the annotation of a GenBank genome assembly
AUGUCGAAGAUUGGGCAGAGAGGGAUUCACUACUUACAGAGACUCAGUUCCGCUUCGUUCACGAGCGUCUCUGCUUCUUCGAUAGAGAAAGGGCAAAAUCGUGUAAUUGAUGCUUCGUUAACUCUCAUUCGUGAAAGGGCUAAACUCAAAGGAGAGUUAGUGCGUCUUUUAGGAGGAGCUAAAGCUGCAACAUCUCUUCUUGGAGUACCACUUGGUCACAAUUCUUCUUUCCUUCAAGGUCCUGCUUUUGCUCCUCCAAGAAUCAGAGAAGCUAUUUGGUGUGGUAGCACAAACUCAUCCACUGAAGAAGGGAAGGAGCUAAAGGAUCCACGGGUUUUAACUGAUGUUGGCGAUGUUCCAGUACAAGAGAUUAGAGAUUGUGGGGUUGAUGAUGAUAGAUUGAUGAAUGUAAUAAGUGAAUCUGUGAAGCUUGUCAUGGAAGAGGAACCAUUGCGUCCGCUUGUUUUAGGUGGAGACCAUUCGAUAUCUUAUCCCGUUGUGAGGGCGGUUUCUGAGAAGCUUGGAGGACCUGUGGACAUUCUUCACCUUGAUGCACAUCCUGAUAUAUAUGACUGUUUCGAAGGCAACAAGUACUCUCAUGCAUCUUCUUUUGCUCGUAUCAUGGAAGGUGGUUAUGCUCGGAGGCUUCUACAGGUUGGUAUCAGAUCGAUAAACCAAGAAGGACGAGAACAGGGCAAGAGAUUUGGAGUAGAACAGUUUGAGAUGCGAACCUUCUCAAAAGAUCGCCACGUUUUGGAAAAUCUGAAACUAGGGGAAGGUGUGAAGGGAGUGUACAUUUCGAUUGAUGUGGACUGUCUCGAUCCGGCGUUUGCGCCAGGAGUGUCUCAUAUUGAACCAGGAGGUCUUAGUUUCAGAGAUGUGCUCAACAUUUUACACAACCUUCAAGCAGAUGUGGUUGGAGCUGAUGUGGUUGAGUUCAACCCGCAGCGUGAUACUGUUGAUGGCAUGACGGCUAUGGUCGCGGCUAAGCUUGUUAGAGAGCUAGCAGCUAAAAUCUCGAAAUGA